This is a messenger RNA of Emiliania huxleyi CCMP1516, 2034 nucleotides long. RefSeq lists its product as hypothetical. The transcript has 9 exons. NCBI's taxonomy places the organism in Eukaryota, Haptophyta, Isochrysidales, Noelaerhabdaceae. Gene Ontology annotation, biological process: amine metabolic process. Gene Ontology annotation, cellular component: plasma membrane. The coding region runs from base 1 to 2034 and encodes 677 amino acids. Gene Ontology annotation, molecular function: copper ion binding; quinone binding; primary methylamine oxidase activity. The record is from RefSeq and is a predicted model, not a curated record.
AUGGCUCCUGUCGCCGCCUUCCUUCUGUCCGUGCUCUCUGCGCCGGGCGCACGCGAGACGCUCUUUGCCUCUGCCCCUGCGCCGUCGCCAUCUCCGUGUCCGGACGCGGUCUUCGACCAGCUGACGGUGGCGGAGCAGCUCACGAUCGAGGGGAUGAUGGCACCUAUGGGCGUCUCGUUCGAGGCCUGGGGCAAGUGCACGAACGAGAACUGCUCGACGAUUGCCAAGAUCGCGCUCAAGAAGCCGCCCAAGUCGGAGGUGCUCGCCUACUUUGCCGGCGGGCCGAAGCCGAAGCGCAUCGCGACCUUCUGGUGGCUGCAGGCCCGCCUCCGCAUCGCGCAGAUCCUGGAGGUGGAGAUGCCCAUCGGCCCGAACUCGAUGCCGACCGUCGUGAGGACUGUGCCGUGGGAGAACCGCCCGUUCGUCUACUGGGACCAGUACCACCGGGCCCAGCGCAACGCGUUGGUCGAGCCGCUCCUCCCGCUGAUGGACCCGAUCGUGAACUCCCUCAUCCCGUCCCCCUCGAUGCUGGCGUCCCUCGACGCCGCCAACGAGACGUGGUCCCCCAAGGCCUCUGUCAGCGGCGGCGCCACGUCCGUGCCCGGCUCGACCACCAAGAUCCGCCAGUACCUCGGCCGCAUCGACAUCAGGGCGGGCCACGGCGCAAACUACUUCAAGGAGGGCCCCGUCACAUUCGUCAUGGAGUUUGACUGGGACACGGAGGAGCUCGUUAUCAAGGACAUCUCGUGGUGCCCGGGCGCCGGCAACCCGAUCUUCAACUCCGUCGCGGAAGUCCUCGCCGCCAACGCUUCCGGGACCCUCAAGAUGUGCACGGUCGACACGGUUUGGUACGGCGACACCAAGGCGUGGAUGGAGCCCGAGCCGCCAUUCGUCGAGGCGGCAAUCCCUCCCCAGAUCUACUACCCGGAGGGCCCCCGCUUCUCCGUCUCGGGCCGCACCGUUUCGUGGAUGGGCUGGGACUUCCACACCGACAUCCACGCCAUCGAGGGCAUCCACAUCUCGAACCUGCGCUUCAAGGGAGAGCGGAUCGCCUACGAGAUGUACGCUGCCGACUUUACCGCGGUCUACUCGGGGGCGUCCACGCGCAAGGACAUCUUCUACUCGGACGGCGGCUGUGCGUAUAGCGCCCCCUGCCCUUCGCCCCCUCCGCUUACUGGCUACGCCGUCGGCUCCUACGUCAUCCCGGGCAACCUCAACAAUGACAAGAUGGCAGAGUUCUGGGGUGCCAAGGUGUCCGAGUCGUCGCUCGGCGCAAUGCACACGCACUCCGUGAGCUACAAGAUCGACCUCGACAUUGCGGGGCUUGAGAACUCCUUCAUGACCAAGAAGCCCGGGUACAAGUCGAGCCAGUAUGUGGCCGCGGCCGACAACUCGUUCUACAUGAAGGCCACGAAAAUCACUUCGGAGGGCUUCUGGGACAACGACGGCGACAGCGAGUGGACCCCACCUGAAGCCUGCCUCUCCUCGGACGCCUCGACCAAGUUCAUCGUGUACAGCCCGACGCAGAAGAACUACAAGGGCAACAAGCGCGGCUACAAGAUGUCGGUGCCCGGCAGCCCGCCGGUGCUUUACCCCGAGGGCGACCCGUACCUGCACAUCCAGAACUUCACCAAGUGCGACAUCGGCAUCACCAAGUACUCGCCGGAUGACCUCACGCCCGCGGGCCAGGCGAGCUCUGGACUCCGCCAAAUGGUGGUUUUUGGCAACCUGUACCCGGAGCCUGCCGCUCCCGGCACCGACAUCUCGCACUUCUUCAACGGCGAGAGCCUCGAGGAGGUCGACAUCGUGCUGUAUGCACACUCGACAAAGAUGCACUGGGUCGUGGCCGAGGACGUUCCCGUGCCGUCCACGAUGGGCAAGGAGCUUGCGUUUGAGCCCUACAACUACUUCGACUACAACCAGCUCAAGAACCUGCCGACGAACCAGUACGUGUACCCGUGCGCCGAGUGCAAACGCGGCGGCCGCACCACGGAGGAGGGCGAGGGCGGCGUCAUCCCCACGUGCACGCCUUGA